Molecule: messenger RNA, 414 nt
Organism: Caenorhabditis bovis
Lineage: Eukaryota; Metazoa; Nematoda; Chromadorea; Rhabditida; Rhabditidae
Source: the annotation of a GenBank genome assembly
AUGGUCAUUGCAGUUGUGCCUGUUAUAAAUAUGAGUAUUCAUGAUUGCGAACGUGCAGCUAUUGAAGCCGCGAACAAACCUGCUGAGCAGAAUAGUGAAGAAUCUAGUGAUGAGCUUGCGCCAACACCACCAGAUAGUCCAAUUCCAUCAACCGGUGGAGCGUUCCCAGGCGUUUCUGGAGGGCCCGACCUUGACGAUGAAUUCUAUGCGAUCGCUAGUCGCCCUGAUAGCGAGAAAAACUUGAUUUAUUUCAUCGGAUUGGUUGACAUUCUUACAUAUUAUGGAAUCAAAAAACGAGGUGCUACUGCAGCGAAAACAGUCAAAUACGGAUCAGAUGCUGAAAAUAUCAGCACAGUCAAGCCUGAUCAGUAUGCCAAACGCCUUGUGGAAUUUGUGACGCGUGCUCUUAACUAA